GGGAAGGUGCCGCGUUCACCACCACCGCGCGGUCUUCAGGGCAGAUAUUUCUCUCUCGCUCUGUGUGAUAAACACACACGAUACCUGCACGCGGCACGUCUGUUGAUAAGGAUAGUAGGCUUAGCGCCCCGUUGACCAUAGUUGGUACCGGGGGGAAAACAAGAGUAAGAGUCGCCUACUGCGUGACGUGAGUGAAAGAUGGUGGAUUAGGCCUGGGGGAGGCUUUGUGAGCGGACUUCAAACAGAGACAAACCGGAACCUGUCCCACUGAACCAUACCAGACGCCUCCGCCAUAAUGGUUCAAGUUCAACCGGCUGGUCGUUGUUUCUAGCGUUAGUUUAGUUUAGUGAAUGUGUAGAUGUGCGCGAAUUUACCCCACGUCCCGGCACUGAAUGAAAAGUGUAUUUAACAGUGCGAUAAGACAACUAGUCACGGCAAAGAGCGAGAGAGAGAGAGAGAGGAGUGAACAAUUUUCUACGAACGAUUGACGACGUCUAAUCAACUCAUUAUCAUUAGGAUCCUCGAAACGAGUGAAGCGAAAUAUCGAAGCAACCCGCUGAGACGCGGUGCGUAUGCGCGAAGCGUAAAGUGUGAUCUCAGUAGGCCAAAGUCGCUCUACAGGGAAGAGAGUGUAGUGUGUUGUUUAUUCAGUGUUUAGUGAGUAGCGGGUUUAGGUGAAACACAACAGAACAGAAAAAAAUGCCACCGACAGCCCGGACCGAGAAUCGAACCCGCGACGGCCAUGUGCUGGUGUGGGAGCAAGCCAACAUCGCCGACGGAGAGCCACCGACUGGACGGCGCUUCGGGACGCGGCACUAUGUCGUGUUUAUGCUGUUCCUGGGAAUGGCGAACGCGUACGUUAUGCGAACAAACAUGUCGGUGGCGAUCGUGGCCAUGGUGAACCAGUCGGCGCUGGAGAAGCACGAGCUGUUCGACGACGAGUGCCCGGACACGGACUACGGCGAGCAGGACAACUCCGACCACCAGGACGGGGAGUUUCUGUGGACGACGAGUAUGCAGGGGUACAUUCUGUCGUCGUUUUUCUACGGGUACGUGAUCACGCAGAUUCCGUUCGGGCUGCUGGCCAAGAAGUACGGCGCCAUGCGGUUCCUCGGGUGGGGAAUGUUGAUCAACUCGGUGUUUGCGUUUUUGGUUCCGGUGGCGGCGCGGCAGGGGGGUGCCCCGUGGUUGAUUGUGGUCCGGUUUAUUCAGGGAUUGGGCGAGGGUCCGAUCGUGCCGUGCACGCACGCCAUGCUGGCCAAGUGGAUUCCGCCGAACGAGCGAUCACGCGUUGGCUCGAUCGUGUAUUCUGGUGCCCAGUUUGGAACGGUUAUUUCGAUGCCGCUGUCCGGUCUGCUUGCUGAUCACGGUUGGGACGGUGGUUGGCCAUCGAUCUUCUACGUGUUUGGUAUCGUCGGAACGAUCUGGUCCAUUGCCUUCCUGUUGACCUGUCACGAGGAUCCGAUCACGCAUCCGAAGAUUGCCGAGGACGAGCGCAAGUAUAUCCAGCAAGCGCUGUGGGGCAAGGCCGGCGUCAACAUUCCUCCGAUCCCGUGGAAGUCCAUCUGGAAGUCGAUGCCGUUCUACGCCAUCCUGUUGGCUCAUUUGGGUCAAAAUUACGGCUACGAAACGCUGAUGACCGAGCUGCCUACCUACAUGAAGCAAGUGCUGCGAUUCUCCAUCAAAGCUAACGGAACUCUUUCUUCGCUGCCGUACCUGGCGAUGUGGAUCUUCUCGAUUGGAGUGGGCUGGGUGGCGGAUUGGAUGCUGACGUCGGGACGCUUCUCGCACACGAUGACGCGCAAGCUGUCCAACAGCAUCGGUCAGUACGGACCGGCGAUCGCGCUGAUCAUCGCGUCCUACACCGGCUGCAACCGCGCCCUGACGGUGGCCAUCCUGACCAUCGGUGUCGGCCUGAACGGAGGCAUCUACGCCGGCUUCAAGAUCAACCAUCUCGAUCUGACGCCACGUUACGCCGGCAUCCUGAUGGCCUUCACCAACUGUUCCGCUAAUCUAGCUGGUCUAUUAGCACCGAUCGCAGCUGGCAACAUCAUCGAAGGAAAGCCCACGAUCGCGCAAUGGAGGAUCGUGUUCCUGAUCGCGGCCGGCGUGUACCUCUUCACGGCGACCUUCUACAACCUGUUCGCGUCCGGCUCGCGGCAACCGUGGGACAACCCGGACAACGACGAACCACAGAAGCCGGCCUCGAUCGAAGCCCCCCACGAGAACGGCCACAACAACGGGUACAACAACGGAACGACGACGGCGACGCUUCGGACGACGACGGGUAUGGCCGAACAGCGGCAGUAGGGCGAGGUCGAGGGUUGUUUUUCGGUUUAUAAGAAAGACACUAGGCAAUAGGUAUUCUCUGUUCUAACUCACUACUCAUCUGUGUCUUUUCACCCCAACUACUUGAUCUUCUGAGGAACAACGCAAACUCACACUUGUGUGCACACUUUCUCGUACAAUUUCCCUGUCCCCACUCCUGAUUUGUUGCUUUAAAUUAACGUAAGGUUUUUUGAUAUUCUUCUACACAAUUACAACUUGUUAAUCGUUUUCAGUAAGAAUAUCAACACGAGUGAGUUUCUAGUUAGGGUUAUAUACGAAUACGUAUUUUGUUUUUUGGAUUGAGCGUCCACAGUAGAUGAAUAGAGUCGUAAUGGACCUCGCGAAAAGACUUGUGAUUGAGCUACUACAUUUAAUUGCUGGGGCGAAAACUGCCAUCCAUUUAACGAAAAAACAAACAAAAAACCACAAUCAAAGGCCAGACGAUAAAACACUGUUGUUUUUUUUAUAGGAGAAGUUUAAAAAUAGGGAAAAAUUAUCGCGUCGACCACCAAUUCCACAGUGCCGUAGUGUUGCGUAGCGCAGAAAAAGGACACGAAAAGACCCAAAGGUUGUGCAACCCCCGUCAGUCGUCAGUUUGCAUGAGAGGACGACCACUAUUAUAUUGUUGUGCCUUGUAAGGUGAGGAUAAACAAACACACACACAAAUCAUAUACAAUUUACUGUAUAGUCAGCUACAAAACAAAUCACGUAUAUUUUUUUUACUUUGUAAAUAUUUAAAACGAUCCAACAUCGAAACGUACGAAGAUAUAAGAGAGAAAACAAAAGAACAAUCAGCAAGUAGAAAUAACAUCCGUCGUUUCUCUUUCCGAGAUGAUAAUAAAAACUAACUUAAUC
Culex pipiens pallens (northern house mosquito) is the source of this 3183-nucleotide messenger RNA. RefSeq names its product putative inorganic phosphate cotransporter (gene Picot). Gene Ontology annotation, molecular function: transmembrane transporter activity. The transcript is spliced from 5 exons. Bases 700 to 2310 code for a protein of 536 amino acids. The record is from RefSeq and is a predicted model, not a curated record. Gene Ontology annotation, biological process: transmembrane transport; monoatomic anion transport. Lineage: Eukaryota; Metazoa; Arthropoda; Insecta; Diptera; Culicidae.